CAUCGGACUACCUUGUUUUGUUUAAGUGCGCGCUUUGGUCGUCGCACCGUUCUCUCCCGCUUAUUUGCUUCCGCCAUUUUUCUCUUCAAUUACGAGUUACUGCGAUAUUUUUCUAACACAAAUUUUCCUGAAAUGGCGCUCUAAAUAUGAUAACUCUGUACUGGAACACAUUCAUUCCUCUUGGUCCUCAAAAUAAGUCGUGUGAUGGAAGAUUCGCUCGAUCGUUCCGAUAUGAACGUUCAGCGCCAAUUCCGAGUUGGAAAACGAGAUGCGGUAUUGUUUGGCGGCCGAGUUGUGGCUCCCCAGCGACACUCCAGGAGGCCACCAACCAGAGUCGCAGGAGGCCGCCGGACCCCGGGUCUUUGUGGCAAGUCUGAGCGCUUUCAAGGUCACCUGGAUACGUUCAAUGAUCAGUUGAAGCUUGCUAGAUUCAAUGGAGAUGGUAUAGAUUCCUUAGAUGAACGCAUUGAUGGUGCACUCCUGGUUUCUUCACAGUUGCAGGUGUUACCCGGAACCUUGUUGACAGACGAUAUUCCGGAAUGGGACCGUGUCGCUCAGGUUGUCUGUGUCGUUGAAGGGGACAUCAGCUGUCCAAUUUGUCUCUACCCUCCGAUUGCUCCACGCAUUAGCCGCUGUGGUCAUAUUUACUGUGCGCCUUGCGCGCUUCAAUACAUCGACUACGAAAAUGAAGGCACUGCGAAGAAGUGUGCCGUGUGUUGUUCUCUAGUCAAUCUUGAAGAACUCAAGAGGGCUAUACUAUCUCAAGUCCCACCUUUGCGGGUUGGCGACGAACUUGAAAUGGUCCUUGUGAGGUGCAGAAAGUCGGUAAUCGGUGGAAGCGUAUGCAAUGACUUUUCCACUGCACGAGGGGCAAAUCCUAAUCAUUACUUUCAGUUUGUCGCUGAAGCCACCUCAGCCGAUAUUGCCUUACAUGCUACAAAGGAGUUAGAGUCUCUGCUUCUCUUCAAAUCCCAGUGCUUGCUUGAUGAUAGUGUAGAGCUGGUUCCAUACAUCAACCAGGUCAUCGAGCAAGUGGAGAUGAGAGAACGGUUGCUAGAUGAGCCACUUAGCUCAAAACUUGCAGCCACUCCAAGCGAAGAUCCCUCCGAAGUUAAUUGCUUUUAUCAAGCUGCUGAUGGACGGUUGAUUUUCCUUGAUGGGCUCAUGUGGAACUGUCUGCUUGCCGAAUAUGGCACGCUGUCUAACCUUCCCAACCCGCUGCUCGUGAAAGUGACCUCGAUAAAGUCUCACAAGAUGUGUUCAAGCCUGAGAAGACGAUGGCGCCAUUUAAGUCACCUGCCAUUAGGUCGGGUCUUCAUCCAAAUCGAAAUCGAACUCCAGCAUUUGGUCUCCGGAAACGUCCUGACUAAAUUCUCCGCCCGUCUAGAAGCCAGAAAGCUUGAAAAUGAUCGACGUCGUCUCGAAGAUCUGCGCCUGACCAGACUGAAGGAAGAUGCGGAGAAUCGAAUACAGUUCCUACCUCAAGGAUUCGUUCUGUCCGGACCUGCGCCUCUAUCACCUGAUCCAGAUGCAUUCCCGCAGCCGCCAAGUAUGGCACCUCUGUGUUCUGCAUCUGCCCCCAUCAAGAUACAAGGACCUUCUUUCGCUGAAAUUACCAAAAAAGGGGCUCUAUCUGUGGUCGACCGGAAUCGUGUUGCAACAUUUGAGCGUGGCCUGACGAGCCGGCCGACUCACUCAGUAUUCAGUCCAUCAACAGAAUACUGGCCUUCCUUGAACGACUCUGUAUGUUCAAAAAGCCAUUCUCCCCCAACUGGCCCCAUCUGCUGCCAUCGCUCUUCCAUCAAUCCUGCUCUGCAUGAGAAAGAUUUGAUUCAGGAGUCUCCGUCGCCUGAUACAUCAUCACUUCCUAUCGAAAAACCGUCUCGGAAGCGGCGGUCUCGCAUCUUUACUCCUCUUAGUGAAGUGUCCGAUCCCUGUUAAACAGUUUCUGUCGCGCUGAACUGCUAAACUACAUGAUGUUGAACAUCUUUCCGUGUUUUUCAUAGAUCAGUACUUUUGUGCGGCUGGUACGCUCGCUUCGAAUCACGAAUGCAUAAGGAUGUGUUACCGCUAUGUUCCACUGACGCAUAUUUAUCCUGUAUGUCUAGUUUGCCCAGCCCGAAGACACCCGGAUUCACUAGUUUGUUUCGGUAGAUUGUCAUUUCGAUUCAUGCCACCUAAAUUGAUUCUUGUGCAGCAUAC
Dicrocoelium dendriticum is the source of this 2202-nucleotide messenger RNA. The record is from the annotation of a GenBank genome assembly. NCBI's taxonomy places the organism in Eukaryota, Metazoa, Platyhelminthes, Trematoda, Plagiorchiida, Dicrocoeliidae.